This is a messenger RNA of Parastagonospora nodorum SN15, 2295 nucleotides long. RefSeq lists its product as hypothetical. The coding region runs from base 1 to 2295 and encodes 764 amino acids. The record is from RefSeq and is a predicted model, not a curated record. The transcript has 4 exons. NCBI's taxonomy places the organism in Eukaryota, Fungi, Ascomycota, Dothideomycetes, Pleosporales, Phaeosphaeriaceae.
AUGGCCAACUCCCUAGCUCAACUAGCUGAAGGGGACCCAUCCCUUGACCAUUCACUGCGCCUUCUGGGGGUCAAGUUAAACGAUCGGCUUCUGAAAGUCCCUGCGGACGAGGCUCAACAUUUGACGCAAGAGGAUGUCGAGGGAGCUAUCGCUUGCAUCGACACACUCAAGUCGAUCCAGAUCUUGUUUAACCUCAACCAGGGGGAGGAUUUCUUCGGUCCCUGCAUGCGGCCCGAUACCAAUGAAUCGGAAUUCAUACCGUGGUUAUCGCCUCUUAUCCCAUCGCUCCAAGAAAUAUGCCUACUAGUCGAAGAUGGCUUGAGCACCGGAUCCGUCUUGGACCAGAUUCUAAAAGAGUGGUGCUCGAUACCGAGGACCUUCAAGGAGGCUGAUGGCGAUCUUACGACCAUGUGGAUUGGGAAACUUGACCUCGAGCACGCUCUGCAAGAGCUCGAGAAGAUACACCGGCAGAACAAAGCGCACUUGCUGGCUCAAUCCCCAAGCAGAUCCCCAAAACCAGAGCUUCGGAGGGGUCGCUCAAUGGCUUCCUCGCCACGAAUUUCGCGUCCAGCAUCUAUCGGCGACGCACUGAAUGCGAGCCAACAGGAAGAGGGCAUCUACGACAUCAUCGCUGAUGGAUGGGAUGAUGAGACUACCAUCGCCGAUUCCGCGGCUCCAGGACAUGUCUCUCAGGGCGAGGUAACGGGAGACGGGCUUCAGGACAAAACUUCACCACUUGUUCAGCAGCGCCCCCAUUACAGUGUUCCCUCCCAUACGUCAGACCAUGGCUCUGAGAUGUCUGAGUACGACCCAUAUCGUCUCAUAGAUCCAGUUUUUGGCAAAGAGAUGGAACAGCCGCGCAGCUUGUUACGCCAAACGCCCAUUCAAGACGCACCCAAUGGGAUUGAGAGUCUCCAUCCCACUCCGCAGUGGAUGAUUGAUCGCGAGGCCAUUAGGGUGCAGCGUUCCAAUGCACCUGUGGAUGUCCAAAGCAUCAGGAGCCGCCAUUGUACACCACAGCAGGUGCGCGAUCGUUCGAGCAACAACAGGCGGCUAUCUCGAGAGGCGCCGGUAGAAGGUGCGCCGGCAAGCCUAGGUAAAGCGAACCAGCCCCGCUCACUUGCUGGAGAAUUUGAAGGCCUAGUCGCUGGCCAGCUCUUACAACAACGACCCGUCGGACUGGCAGCGGACCCUGCAGCGCUUCCGGCGCCUCCGAGCAAGGCCAAGAGCAGGGAAGAAUCGCGUUACACCUACCGCCAUACCCCCUAUGGUAGAUCUGAAGACGAGCCAGAGUCACAAGACGACCCUUAUUCCAUGAACAUGGAUAUCGCAGAAGUCGCCGAAGGCCUCAACACCGACAUCUUCCGAGGACGUCUCGAUAUUCCCAAAGACAAGGCCCGUGACCGCAGACUCCGUCUCAUCGCAAAGCAAAAGGAGAUGUUCGGACACAGCCAAGAGGUAUAUCAACUGGGAAAGGAGAAGCACGAACGUGCUAGGGACGGUGUCCUGGCUGCCCAACGUCAGCAGUUCAACAAGGGUCUUCUUGCGGGUGUCGAAUACGACGAGAUGAUGAUGGAGUUUGAGAUGGAGGACUCCGAUUACCUGCUCAUCACAAUACUACAGAAAGCCAUGAGCGACGACUGGCAAGAUGCGGCCUUCUCCUCCAGGCACAUACACAACAAUAGAGGCAACAAAUCCAAACGCAGCACCUUCGACGUGCGCAAAACAUUCGGCAGCUAUGAAGUGAAAUGUCCGGCAUGGCAGAAACUAGAGGAUGUGUCUUCCGAUCAAGCCGCAUCGUUGGAGCUCUAUCGCAUGACAGAAAACGGCGAGGGCGUCGUCGGUGAACUCACAAUGCCCGGUGCACUGAUAGCCGCAGUCGUCCUAGCCGCCAGCCGAGAAAGCCUGCGGCGAACAGUCGAAAUAGUUGAAGACGAGGACGACGACGAAGAUGAAGACGAUGACGAGGAAGAAGACGAGGAAGAACCCAACCGCUUCGAAACAUUCGAAAAGAACAGUUUCCGCUCCCCGAAAUUCUGGUUCCGAUGGAGCGGCACGCCAACAUCCCUGCGACCAUCAAGUCCCAAACUCAGCAGGAAGGCUAGCGAGAGCGAUGACGUGGAGACUGGACUGGGCUACAUCGUCUUCGUUGGUAACGAUUGUCGCAAGUUCAAAGGCACACUGAAUUGCGAGGCGUUGAGUUGGAAGGACGUCGCGAUUACUGGACAUAAGAUCGCUGCGAGGUCGGAGUCGGAUGUACCGGUGGCAUGGGGUCGGGGUCGCGUGGCCAUAUAG